Molecule: messenger RNA, 738 nt
Organism: Dendronephthya gigantea
Lineage: Eukaryota; Metazoa; Cnidaria; Anthozoa; Malacalcyonacea; Nephtheidae
Product: ubiquinol-cytochrome-c reductase complex assembly factor 2-like
Exons: 4
Coding region: 28-393 (121 amino acids)
Biological process (GO): mitochondrial respiratory chain complex III assembly
Cellular component (GO): mitochondrial matrix
Source: RefSeq, a predicted model, not a curated record
UGCACAACUUGAGCAUUGAAAACAAAGAUGGCGUCUCGAAAGUCGGCCGCUCAGGCAAGCCAACUUUACCAAAGAUUUCUACAAAUUUGCGAGCAAUGGCCGAUCGAUUCUACGCGACAAGGCAGAGACCUUGGAUCACAUAUCAAGGAAAACCUUGAGACAAAGUUUAGGGACAGACAAAUUGAGGAAAAAGAAGCUUCGAGGAUGUUAGACAGUUUGAUAAAAAUAAGUUCAAAUUACUACAGAAACAAGUAUCCCAGGGCCAGAGAAACAGCUUUCACACAAGAAGCGCAAAAAUCUGGUGCAUAUAACUAUGUUCUGAGCACAGAUUUCCAAAACACGGUGAAAGAAAAACGACCGGGAUUUUUCGCUCGACUUACUGGUAAAAAGUGAAAAGAAAACUUGGCAAUUUGUAUUGAAAUACAAUUUUCCAGAUGGCUGAUAAUUGCAUUCUUCCGUGGCCUGAUGGACAUCUAUGUACAUCUGUGUACAUCAUGUAUAUAAAUCUAUAUGCGUAUAAUUGAAGUGUUCUAUUUAUUAACAACAUCUGAUAUGAAAGAUAUGGAAGAUGAUGACGAUAUAUAUAUGCGUUUUUUGAGAACACUGGGAAAAUAAUUUCUCAUCCGUAUAUUUUUUGUCAUAUUGAGAUAUUUCUAUGUGAACUAAUACAAAAAAUGUAUAAAAUUAAAUGACUGUUUGCCCAUGUAUACUCUACCUAUUGACUUUUUUAAAUACAUC